Symsagittifera roscoffensis is the source of this 10511-nucleotide messenger RNA. Its product is annotated as cilia- and flagella-associated protein 47-like. Gene Ontology annotation, cellular component: cilium. The record is from RefSeq and is a predicted model, not a curated record. NCBI's taxonomy places the organism in Eukaryota, Metazoa, Xenacoelomorpha, Acoela, Convolutidae. Gene Ontology annotation, biological process: cilium assembly. Gene Ontology annotation, molecular function: protein binding.
GUAUUUUAUAUGCUGUGUAAAUAUUUUGUUGUGGUAUGUUUCUAAGACACCAGUUAUCUUGUGCUGAUCAAUGUAACAAUUUCUUACCAAUGUUUGUAUGCAGAUAUGCGCCGCUUACUAGCUCCCUAAGCAAAACAUAUAUUUAAAACCAUUGAAUAUUUGCAGCUGUGUUUUUUAAAACCAUCAAUUCGUCUGGUAUACAAACAUCAAUGCAUUCGUUUGAACGCUUGUGAAGUCUUUCAACGAAAUCUCUUGACUGUUGGUUAACUUGCGAAUGUUUUCAUUAUGCUAACGUGCCGCAACGUCUGAAUUGAUAAUUAAUUUUUAUACGCAUCUUCAAAAAUUAUCUUUUUAUAAGAAUUUAUUUUUGAGAGAAAAAGUCUCAAAAGUUGGGACUAGAUAUAACUGAGUUAAAACAUGGUUGCCGAAGCUCGUGCCGACUCGUUCAUGGACGUGGCGGGAGUGCGUGUGAAGCCGGCGGUGAUCGAGUUCCGAGAUGCAGAGGCACGCCAGGUGUACAAAAAGACCAUCACUAUACAAAAUAUCAGUCCAGCAAGUCGCAAGAUCAGAUUCUACGCACCCAAUAACAAGCAGCUGUUCAAGCUGGACGUGGUCAAUCCGGACAGGCAUGUGGCCAGUGGACUAGAAGUGACUGCAACUCUCCAGUUCUGCUCUGGCGCAGACAGUGCCAGUGAUGUCACAGACCAACUCACGUUGCAGUCAGACCACGAGAGCGUCACCAUACCCAUCUUCGUGUACAAACCACAGUGUUUUUUGGAUGUCGAAAAAGAGGUGAACUUUGGCAACGUGGUCAACAAUUCCAAAGUGGUGUCGAAGGAUAUCCUCAUCUCCAACUCUGGAUCCCUGGCCGGCGACUUCAAAGUCAAAUACUCUGGAUCUCUUCCGAUUACAAUCACCCCUGGCACAGGGACAGUGCCUCCUCAUUCCUCUGUCAAAGUCAAGGUUGACUUCGUGGCUAAGAGCGAAGGUCCCUUCGAAGAGAGCGCCAAAGUGACGUUGGAGGGAAGGGAAGUGGACGUAGUGUCCAUAACAGGCAAUGUCGUCAAACACUCCCUCGAGAUACUGGACGCAGAGAGCGGACAGCAAAUGCAAAAGUCCCCCGGAUGGAGUUGGCGUUGGUGGGGACUGCUCUGCCCAUCCUGGUGUCCCUCACUCCCCCCUUGAGACGCUUCGACUUCGAGGAGUGUGAGGUGGGGGAGAGGAGGGAGUUGGUGUGUGAAUUGACCAAUGAGUCAGACACCCUCCCUAUCCACUUCAAGUUCAAAAGAGUCGCCCACUUCUCAACCGACCCCAAGAAGGGAAAUAUCCCACCCAGCAAGUCCCAGGAAAUUCUGUUCUCUUUCCUACCCAAUCAAGCUGGAGUUUUCAACACGACCCAACUGAUUGAAAUACUGGGUCCUGUAGUCAACACAUCAGACAGCAGUGGUGACUCAUCAUCUUCAGCCCUUCUUUCUCCGAUGACCUUGACUUUGACCCCAAUUCACACCAUCUACAUUCCCCUGACAGGCCAGAGCAAACCAGUGACCCAAAUACCACCCAUCAAGUACAACCCAGGAAUCACUCCACUAGUGCACAACGAGGUUGGUCCCAACGCGGAAACUACCCUGCAACAACUGAAGCCCUUCACCCCCAAGUGUGCCGUUCUGAAUGCACCCCGUGUUGAUUCUGUUCACGCGAACAGAAAUGAGCUCAAUGAACAGCAGCUGUUCAUGCGCAAAGACACCACCCUUGUCUCGUUCCCCAAUGACAGGGCAGUCAGUGUCAGACCCAGUGGAACACAUUUCAAGUCACUGUUUACCCAGACGAAUAGAUACUCGUAUGUGGACCCUGAUUACGCCUACUCGGAGGAAGAGGCGAGAGAGGUCAAAGCCCACAAGGAGAAGUACAUCAACUACAUACAACACACGAGGAAUUUGCGCAUGGACAAGAAAGACACCAAACAACACAUGGAGUUGAGUGACCCUGUGAACAUUGGGUUGAAGCCGGCCAAUGGACUUAAACCCCCAAGGCCGGCAGUUGCGGAACUGGAACAGGAGAUGAAAGCAGCCGACAGUAAGAGCAAGCCGAAUAAAACUGGUCAGACUGGCAAGCAGAAAGGUGACAGCCGAGACACAGGAGCAGCAGAUGAUGGGAACGUGAACAAACUUCUGAGUGCGAAGAGUCUGAACGAGUUGGAGGAGAAGGCGAGUAGACGUAAAGUGGUGGAUGGACUGAAUGCGCAGCCGUCAUCCAAUCAGGAGAAGGUGGACUGUGCGAAGAUUCUGACGUCACAGCAGCUGCGAAGUGUGGUUGUGGGACCACCUUCGGUCGACUACGGACAGAUUUGCUUAAGGUCUGUGAACAGCAAAGACCUGGUGAUCGCGAACAACUUGGGUCAACACAUCCACUUGGCAGUGAACAUAGACUGCAGGGAGUUGAGACAGACCAGUCCCCUGACUCAGGUCAUCCCUUCCCACUCCAAGGCCACUCUCCCACUGGUGUUCGAGAGCAACACCAAGGGACGCUUCCAAAGGAACAUUUCCUACACCAUCAACUAUACGCAUGUAAACCAUAUUCUGGUCUACGCCGAUGUGGUCCCGGUGGCACUGGAACUGAGCGAGACUGACUUAGUACUGCGUCCGGAUGUAGGAGGCUGUUCGGCAGGCGGAGGACCUAUUGUUUUCCGGGAGACUGUGACGCUGAUUAACAAGAGGAACUACGCGGCCGAGUUCACAUGGAGUCCCAUCAUUGGGGAACAGGGCACUGCUUUCUCCGUCCGGCCAGCGACAGGCUGCGUCGAGGCAUCUCAGGAGCUCAUCUGCGAAGUUGUCUUCCAUCCUUCCUACACAGCCUGUGAUGCGGGCGAAUUCGUGCUCCAAGUACACGGCGGAAACUCAAUCAAACUGAAAUGCACGGCCAAAUUUGGACAACCACAAGUACAAUUCAUAGACAGAAGGGUACUGUUCGACAACGUCCCUCUGAACAUGACCACCACUAGAACGGCUGUGCUAUACAACCCCAGUCAGAACCACGCGUUUUUCGAGGUCGUGGACCCCGCGCCUUUUGACGGUCUAGCAAUCUCGCCCAUAUAUGGAAAAGUGCCGGUCGGUGGGAGCAAGGAAAUUACUGUUUCCUUGCAUCCGACACAGGUCAUCAAAUUCGAUUCACACCUAAUGGUAUCCUUUAGAAACUGGAAGACUCUUGAUCUGAGAAUCGGAGGUGUCGUGGAACCCCCGAGUGUAGAACUAGACGUGAAGUCAUUCAAAAUUGGCGGAUGCUAUUGCGGAUCAGUUGUUACUUCGCCUUUCAAAAUGAUUAACAGAGCUACCAGUGACGCUAGAGUAGAACUAGAUCUGACCAGGCAUCCAGAUUUCGGCAUCAAAUCUCUGGACUCCAACGUCCAGUUGAAAAUGACGGCUGAAGCGCCCAGUCGGGUAUAUACUGUUAUAUUGGAAGGUGAGCAGAGCGCAAACUUCGCACUCGAGUUUAAACCAACUGAGGUUGCUUCAUAUGAUUUUAUACUACAUGUCGCAAUCAACGACACAGAAGCCCCGACUCCUGCUCCGACCCCAUUCCCUUCCACUCCUGGAUCUCGAGCAGGAACAGUUUCGCUUCCAUAUACUAACAAGCCACGAGUGAUGCCAUUCGAAGUCGUGACUCCUCGUCGUCGAGUUGUAGCGACGGCGCUCCGACAACCGUUGAAACUCUCAACUACAAAAAUAGACUUCGAGUCUUCUUUCGAAGAGCUACCGGAUGAAGAAAGUGCUCCUGUUGUGUUUACAAUUGAAAAUACAGCGAUUGCAAAACAGGUUUCGUGGCGAGCUGUGUUGGUCGAUAAUGCAGAAACCGCGCCUGUUUUCUUCUUGGGUAAUGAUGAAACAACUCAGCACGGGUCUCUAGAAGUGCAGGAGCAAAUAGAACUUUCGGUCAGUUUCAAGGCCAACGAAACAGGAGAUUACAGCGGCGAGCUUUUGAUCUACGUCAAUGAAGAUGAGACUCCGUUCCGGUCGGUGGCACUCAGUGGGACGCAUAAGGCGCCUGCGCUGACGUUCAACCCUCCGGCGGGAAUCAUUUUGAUGCCGGUGCCACUUGGAGCGGAAAUUACGGCCGACUUCAGUGUUAUUGCACGAUCCUACGCUCGUGAGUCGGAGUUGACUAUUUCGUUGCCCAAAAUUGAGUCUCUGGACGGCGAGUUGAUCGACUGUCUCAAAAUUAAGCCCAGAGGUCUGCCAAGUAGCAGCAGCAACUACAACCGGAUACGCGAGUGUAUGAACGAGGCCUGCAUUCUCAACUAUACUCUCUACUUCAAAUCCUCCAAGCCAGUGUCCUUCACACUUCCCAUUCUAUUCCACGAUUCUUCCGACAGAAGUUUUGAGGUAAUGGUGACUGCAUGUGCUGACAAUUGCAUCCUCACCUGUUACCCAUUCCUGGCCAAACACCGCGACAACUUCAAAAUCACCACCGAACAGGGUCGAUCUCUCCGAGGUCUGAAGGCUCAGUCAAAGGAAUCCCUGUCUGCGGGGGACCCCAUGAUGAUAUCAGUAGGAACUCCUCUGGGACGACCAAUGUCAGGCAAGGAUCCGAGCAGGACCAGCAGUCCUUCUACAUUCAACAGGGCCUCAAGUUCCCUGAAAGAGUCCACGACUUACUCGGGAUCUACUUACCCAAGCACACCUCGCGACGGAGCUCUCAAUAACACACAAUCCGGUCGACAAGAAGUUCCGCAACCUUCUGCUAUGCACCCGGAAGAAUACACGGCAGCUGCCCUGGCCUCCAGGCAGGGUCUGGGCUCGGCUGUGUUCCCGAUGGGAGAUGGGGAGGAGGCCGUGUUCCACCAGGAUGUUUUGGGUGCCACCCAGAGGUGGUUCAGUCAGCACGGGUGGCCGGGAGGACCAUACCCCAUCCGCAUUCCCCAGGGACUCAGAGGUAAUGUGAACAAAACUCAGAAGCAGACGAGUGAUGUAAGAAAAACAGUAUCAAAGGGAGCAGCACCCGAGAUCAAUUCUUCAAGGAAGGAUGUGAAGACAAUCUACGAGAUGUUUUCCAAUCUCACAGGGGGCAAGACAGUGCCGGGGGUGUCCUCCAACCAGCCUCUGCCCUCUGACCCAAAAGAGAGGAUGUGGAGUCUUUACUGGCAACACAGAACCAUGCUCAACUAUCUCAAGAGUCAGGGUGCGAUGUUGUCGUCUGUGCGUGCGGAGUACCUGCUGGAGCCGGCCGACUACAGACUGUAUGUGUCCCUACACGAACACAGUGCAGUCUCUGACCCCCUGGCCCAACUGCAGUCCAGAGGAGCCAUUCACACCUCUGCCGAGGACAGACCGGAGAGUAUAGGAGACGAAGAAGACGACAGUACGUUGGCUGCAGGCGGCACAGUCACCAUGGGAGUGGGGGAGGGGUCACUCCGUUUUGGAACUGGGGCGGGAGGGGGCGCUGGCUCGGGAAUAGGAGCUGUGGGAGCAGGUGAAUCUAAGUCACGUGACUUCAACGAGAUCAUCUUCGAGAGUGUAUCCAAGAGGGCGUGGACAGACGUGUUGCUGCAGAUUUACAAGAUCUUCGUCCUGGGCCGAGUAUCCAUGAAGGUAUUCCGCUCGCAGCCGAGCACCAACCGAGACCAGCCUAGUUUGCCCAGUGUCAGCUCGGACCCGAACUGUAGUAACAUCUACGGAUACCCUGAACGAGUUCUGCUGGCCUGGAUGAACUUCCACUACGAAAACGAACGCCAGAACAUUUGGCGCAACUGUGUCAAGGGAGGAGUUCCUGCAUCUCGCUGGAUUGUGAACUUUGAUCUUGACCUUCUGGACGGCCUCGUGAUUGGCUCUUUGCUCGGAUCCUUUUGCCCAUUUUUAAUUGAGACUCACUUGAAGUAUAUGUAUCCCUCACCCAAUACAGCAGAACAGUGUCUGCAUAAUGCUCUCACCAUUACCAACUGUUUCAAGUUCAUCGGACUGGAUUACGACAUCCAGGCCAUUGACUUGACCGAUCCGAACCCAGUGCCCCUGUUGAUGCUAGUCGCCCACUUGUUCGACAGGUUGCCGCACUACGUUCCACGUGCCAACAUAGACUUCGUGGGCUCUCUUCAUGGCACUGUGUCCAGACAAGUGAAGGUCGGCAACCCGGCCACUAAGCCCAUACACUACCACGCCUUCGUGGCCGGAAAAGACGCCAGGGACUUCCACCUCAACAAGGGAAACUCAGUGACUGUCGGUCCCAAAGGAGAGCAGAACGUGACUAUCCAGUUUAAGAGUCGUUUCCUGCGUCCGGCUGAUGCGGUGCUGUGUCUUGUGGCCCGCAACAUCGGAGGCACCCUCGGCAUGACCCUGGUGUUCGAUCUGAAGACGACGAUCGAAUCAGUGACUCAUUCUGAGGUCAUCAAGUCGGAGUCGCCCUGCUACGAAAUGCAGAACAUCAACCUCAAGGUCUCAAACCCAUUCGACGCCGCCGGUCACUUCCGAGUGGUGCUAGUGGAGUCGGCAGACGCCGAUUCGCCAGUGAGUCGACUCACCAACUCCAUUAAAAACUCUUCAUUCACCUCGGGAGCCCCAAGAUCAGCUGCCGCUCUGAGCUCUGGUGCAAAGGGGUCUAAGCUGAACAAAGUGAAGUCUAAGAUAGAUCACGGCCUGAAGACGAAGACUGAAUUGGAUGAGUCAUACUUGGACGAGACUGUGGAGGAGUAUGUUCCAAAUGAUCCAGAGAUACUGCUCACUGUGCCUUUUCUCUGGGCCAAACUUCUCAAAGCACAGAAACCGAAAGAGCUGAACUCAUUUUACUGCAGCGCCAAGUCUCUCUUCCUGGAAGCCAAGGGAGGCAAAGGAGGCCGACUGAGUGUGCUGUUCUUGCCGUUCGCAGAGGGUAAGAGACCAUGUUCGAUCGUGUUCAUCAAUGAGCACAUUGGGGAGUUCGUGUACUUCAUCGAGGCCACUGCUGGUCUGCCCCUCCCGCAACAAGUGCCAUUCUUCACGCCCGCUGAGCAGGGCAGCAACCGCAUCUCCAGUGCAGCAGCAGCCAACGCUGGCGUGCCUGUCAAACAAAAAGGCGGUAGCCAAGGCCUGUACGGAGGUGAUGACCGAAUUGUAUACCUGCGAUGCGAAGCCAAAAAGGAGAUCACAGAAACGCUUCACAUUCCCAUUACGAACGUGGCUCGCGAACACGCACUGGUAGUGGCAGCUCAACAACUCAUGAGUGAGAAAGAAUUCACGCGACGCAAGCUCACCGGGACUCUGGCGUCGGGUAGUGUGACGGCGGCGGUGGCUAGUUUAGCCGAACCCGACUUGAACCCGAAGAAGAAGUCGCGCCUGCUAGCUCAGAUGACGUUGAACCCAGAUGGUACUGAUUUCACUUGUGACGCUUCGUCUAUGUUCUUCAAAGUACCCAAGUCUGUGUUUGUGCCACAUCCGAUCAACGAUGGUCUGAAGAGAAAGAAGUCCCCGCAGGACCAAGCGGGAAUCAUUCCCAAGUCACUGCUAGAUCUAGGGCUGAACCUGGAUGAUGGAACCAUCUCGCUGCCCAUCAAAUUCAAGGCACCCCAAGUGGGACACUACACGUGCAGACUGGUGUUGCGGAGUCCCAAUGACAUCCGCCUGUAUCACCUCGAGGUGUCAGUCAGUCCCGAGGGCACCACGGCCAUGCUGGAGUUCUCAUGUCCCGCCCAGCAGACUGUGGUUCAGGAGAUCCCGAUCGUGAAUAACACGGAUGCGAGUUGGAUGUUACAAGCGUACUUGAAAGGGGACGCAUUCAGUGGACCCCAGAGCAUCGCAGCCACCCCCAACCAAACCACUCUCUACCCUCUCACAUUCAAGCCAAUGUUCGAAGGCAGCUCCGAGGGAAGUCUCAGAUUAGUCAACAAGACGGAUGGGAUGGAGCACUGUUUUGCACUGAGUGGGUUCGGGGAGAGACCUCUGGCACUGGAACACUUCAUAGUCCACUGUACUGUCAAGAAGAAGAUUGGCUACAUGAUCAGAGUUCCAAACACCACUGCCAGAAAACAGACCUUCAAUAUCCUGUCGGACUGUGGCUUUCUCAGUGGACCAGACACUGUGACUGUUCUGCCUCAGAAGGUGCAGAUGGUAGAAGUGUUCCUCACCCCUCUCAGGAGAGGUCACUACAAACACGUGCUCUCAUUCGUCGCCAAGGACAGGGGCAGGGAGGUUGACGAGGAGACGCUGGCAGCUACUCGGGCCGCUUCUCCCUCCCUUUCGGAGCGCACUUCGGGUGACAGUGGAGAUGAACCCCUCUACCAAAUCUGGUUCUCAGUCGAAGUGGUAGUGGCACCCGGUCUACCUGAGAAGACAAUCGAAAUGUCCUGCAACGUACUAAGCUCUACAUCCCACGAGAUCCCCCUCUCGAACCCGAUGGAAGAGGAGUUGCGAAUGCAGGUGUCCCUGGAAGGAAAUGGUCUAUCGGGAGAAACCAGCGUCCUCAUCCCCCCUAAGUCCCAGGGCGCCUACUCUUUCUCAUUCUCCCCCUCCAAGACUGGACAGAGCACUGGAACACUCAUUUUCUCAAACGAUAUCUUGGGGGAGUUCUGGUACAAACUCAAACUGAAAGGCAACCCCCCUGAGCCGGUUGAGCUGCCCCCUAUGCAGUGUCCCCUGGGACAGUGGGAGAGACACGUGAUCAGAUUGAGCAACUCGACGGGGGAGGACCUGCUGCUUAGUCCUGUCUCCUCCAACCCAAAUAAUUUCACAGUUGAGGGGAUGACUUCAGGAUCACAGAUGUUGCUGCCUGCGCAUAGUGACAUGGAGACACCCAUUCUGUUUGUACCCUCCUGCCUGGGAAGAGGAAACCACGUUGGAAGGAUCACUUUCAACUGCGAUCAGUUUGGAGAGUGGGUGUUCAUUGCGAGUGGGGUGGGUGUGAGUCCUUGGGAGGUGGAGCCAGUGUCAGUGCAAUGCCAGCUGGGCCAGAACUCCUCCCUCAUCAUCCCCUUCCGAAACCCCACCGACGAAACAGUCCUCGUCGAUGUCAUGCUUGCAGCCUCUGCAGCUGACUUGCCGGGCGAGAAUGAGAGAUUGAAGAAUGAGUUCGACCCGGAUGGUCCCUUCUGCCUUCUCCUCAAGCACUCGAGGAAAGUUCUGCUCAGGCCAAAGACUAUUCUCGACAUACCUAUCAGCUAUGCUCCUGACCAGAUGGAGCCGAGUGAGUGUGUAUGUGCAGUGGCGAUCCGAAGAGAGGACGGAGAUAGUUGGGAACUGGAUCCCCUUCGGGAACAGACAGAAGGAGAGGGGGAGGGAAGGAGUCAGAUCAGAUGGGUGUUCCCAGUCAAAGGUGUGCCCCAAUCCACUAUGGACGAGGAAGAAGCACCUUUGAUCAUUGAGUGCGAGGCGCGCAGCCGAGUGGAGGAGAGAGUUGAAGUGAUUCUCACAGGAGUGAUCGGCACAGGGGGGUCGUCUGCUUCCAGGAACAAACAGUCUGCUUCUGCAGCAUCUGGCCUAGAGGGGGGCAACAGCGACCGCGCUAGAUAUUCCGCCCCUGGAUCCCAACCGGCCACCCCACACAUCACCAGUCCAGGGGGAGGAGUGCUGCUUUCUGAAAGCAACUGUGUGGCGCGUGAGUUGUCGUACCAGCUGGUGUUUGGGAGUGACGAGAGCAGACGGCAGCUGGAGAAGACGGUGGCCGUGAGUCUGCUGAAGAGAGACAGGGACAGACAGAGUGGCCACGCCAAACUCAUAUUCAACGCCAUAUUCACCCCACACAAACCCAUACAAGACAUAGUGUUCCUGGAAGUCUCCUCUGCCACCGGGGGAGUGUGGAAGUUCCCCCUCCACCUGAGGGCCACGGAGCCCCCCUCCGAUGACACUAUCGUCAUCAGGGCACUGGGGUUGAACAAGGUCGCCCAGAAGACCAUACACAUCCACAACAGCCACUCCAGUCGACCCGAGAGCUUCAAGGCCUUCUUCGCCACGAACAAUUCGGAUGUCAGUGCCUUCAAAGUGCACCCUACAUUCGGUCAGAUGAACGCUAGCGACCCCAACUCAGCCGGAGAACACAGCAGUGGGCUGCAGGCGGGGUCAACUGAGGUCACAGUCAGUUUCCGGCCAAGCACCUAUGGAAAGACAUACAAGGCUACACUGGUCAUACAGACUAAACUGAAGCACUGGUCGUUCGAAGUCAUUGGAACCAUCCCGGAGUACAACCCCCCUCAGCCCCAAACCACCCACUCCUCGAUACCCCAGCCCCUCCCCCUUCCGCACGCCACGACAAUCUACCAGGGGGAGCAGGGUGACCCGAUGGGAAACAGUCGCUACCGCAACUUCAUCCGGGAAAACUUACGACUGGACACGACUGCAGUCAGCAGUCCCUUAAAAGGGAGGAAUGUAGUUCCGCGAAGGACCCAAACUACAUACACUCAGUUAGCAGCCGCGGCUCCGUCCAACAAACCCACGAAGGGACUCAACUUACUGUAAUAAAGAUUUCAGAAAAGAGGCGAAUGAUAAACUUUGUAAAUAAUAAGGCGUAAAACUGAUCAUUGUACAAUGUAAAUAGUUCCGAAAAUUAUAAUUUUGUAAACA